This is a messenger RNA of Amoebophrya sp. A120, 10251 nucleotides long. The record is from the annotation of a GenBank genome assembly. Lineage: Eukaryota; Dinophyceae; Syndiniales; Amoebophryaceae.
CAAGGGUACUAGGACACUAUCCUAUCCUCCAGUUGUAGUAAUUUUUGCUCUGUGUCUCUCUCUGAGAAGCUAUGACUAUGAGUAGAACAAGAAAGAAGCAUAAUAUUGAUGCGCGAAUCAUGUUCAUGUCGAAACCCAAUGUUAAAUAAUCUUGAGAAAGAACAAAGUAGUCCCAUAAGUAUUUAUCAGUAUCAUGAUGAAGGUCACCAGUCCUGCAGCGUGCGCAGACAGCGUUUUUCGCUCUCUCUGCUAUGCCGGUGCUGUAGUUGUGGUCGCGGUGCUUUUCCACGAAAAGUUCCAGCAGAACGAAGGUGGAGAGCAAGGACGAGCCGACGGAACCAAUGAAAGUAGUGCGACUAAAGAAACAAGUCUUGCGACGCCCAUCGCGACGUGUGUCGUACUGCUUUUGUUGCAGUCUAUCCUCCUCCGCCUGCGGUACAGAUUUUUGCAAGAUCUGCAGCUGCACGCGACGAAGUGUCUGUACUUUUGGAGGCAGAUCGCAACCCGCGGCGGAGAGGAAGAGGUCCGCGCGUCGAACCUGCGCGAAUUAGCGUUCUGCGCCUACCAGGAUGUCCUGUGGCGGACGACGAGAACCAGGGGAGCAGGGCAACUACAUCCGCCGAAGAUGAACUCAACAUCGAUGAGGACGUUGUCCUCACUCGCAACAGCUUCUGAGAGCGACACUCGCAGGACGAGCGAUACUACGGGAGCUAUCAUGCUUGACGGGGAAGCAGAAGAGCACGCAGAUGAUGACGUUUCCUUGGAGAUUCACGAAGAUGUUGGCGUUUUUGAUUUUAUUCCGGUGGAGGCAUACUCCGACCGGAUCCUGGCUUUAUGUACCUGCGCCAGAAGUGCAACUAGAUGUAGAACUACAACCACUGGCAGCGUAACUUCAACUUCUUCUAAAAUUGAAGCAGAUCCGGUACUACCGUCAAAGUCGUCUUGUAAUUCGACUAGUACAUCUGGAUCUACAUCUUUGACGAAGGCGAAGCGCAGCGCGAACAGUAGAAGCCCUCGAUUCGUUCAGCUCGCUGCCACUGCGCAACGUCUUGAUGUCAGCACGAACACGUGCGUAGAUUUGCUACAUGGCCUGAAGCAUUACCAAAAGUUGACGGCUUUGCUGUCGAACGCCGGUGGUAGAUUCGGCGGAGAACACGGGUGGACCACGGGGAGAACACCAGAGGCUUUUAAAAAUACCACAGAACCUGAAGCAAACAGAGCCUCGUCGAGAAACAAGGCCACAGCUGCACAGUUUUCAAACGAACUAGUUCAAGAGCAGACACCCACCGUAGUUCUACAACCAGCUUCUUCGGUCUCACCCUUCGCACGACUUCAGCUGUUUUCCAGCCCCGCAUGGAGGAGUUCUGUCGCAUCAACCCUUUGCAGCAAUUCGCUGCAGGCGAUCCUGUUUGCGUCCAGCUUGGUGUUGGCCCUGCUGCUGUUUUUCUACAUCGUGGAGGACAACAGAUCUACCUCGAGCGCGGCAAAUUUUUACGCCCUCCUCUUCCUCCACGCUUGGGUCAUAGCGGGCCUCUAUGAGGCGGAGCAGGUCCUCCAUCGAAUCGCGGUGGAGGCUGUGUUGCGGGAUUUCGGGGAGUUUCGCAGGGGCCUCAGGGCGGUGAUUCUUGCGAAGAACAAAUUGACUGAAGUAGAGGGAUCGCCCGGGCGGGGCAUCGAGAGAGCUACUAGAGCAAACGGGAUCAAAAAGACUAAGACUUGCGAAGAAAAGGAACUGGAUGUCAUUAGCAUCGACGUGGAAAUAGGCGAUGCGCAUUGCACACCGGAACCCGCAUUUACGGCCACCAGUAUUUUUCUUCGUUCAAAUUCUUGAAGCUAUGGUCUAGACAGCUAUUACACCAAAUUGGAGUACAAUGAGUAAGUAUUUACCUGCUAGGAGCGUGAGCGACUUGUGGUUCUCCCAAAAUAGCGAAAGCCUUGCUUGACCAAGAAAUAAAACUGUAAAAUUUCGCAGGCCGACAGCACGAAGAUGAUGAGAGCAGCGCUUAUCGGUCCACGCAACGAAAGGCCGCCAGAGCGGCAGCAGGAGCAGCCUUUUCUGGUUCUGCGCCACCACCAAAGCCACGACCGCGAAAAGACAGAAUCGUUGAUGAAGAAGGAGCUGCAGCCGCAACAGUAGUUGAGCAAGACGUUCUUGCAAUGGAGCGAACCCCCAACAGUCUCGCUGUGAAUCACGAGGAAGACUUGAACCGCGAUAAUUCAAGCGUUGGAAAGAAUAUUAGACUCGGGUCAUCUCCAUUUCUCUUCUCUUCCGCAGACCGGGGCGCCGGGUGUCGAAGAGCAAGUACAAGAAGUUCAAGUGUCAGGAGGUACUACGGUCCUGUGGGUGCAGGUUUGGCGGGCACGAAAUUCGGGUUGAGUACGGAGGAAUGGAAAAAUAUGAAGCGGAACUUCAACAGCAAAGACGUAGUUGCGCGUAGUCGCACUGCGACGCCGAGAAAAAGCAUGACGCUGAUCGGACGGGCAGCUGCGCAGCAGCACACUUCAUCGGAUAAACCGAAUAAAGCGUCUGGUGGACCUGGUCGUGCUGGUGCGGCCGAAGAUCUCCAACAAGGGCAGCGUUCCGUCGAAAUGAGGCUGGUGCUUGACAAGGAUCUAGAAGAUCUCCGAUUCAACGUGGAAGAAGCGAGCAGCGCUAGGAAGACCGACCGCGACGCUCUUCGUGCAACCGUGUUUGGAAAGAGGAACAAGUACAACUUUUAUCGAGCACCGCGGACAACUGAAGAAACGCGAGGGGGAACAAUCGAAGGUACUAGAGGACGAAAUGAGGCACCACCGGCUGGACAAGCAAAACCAAAAGCAAGUCCGGUUUUAACGGUGUCCUCCUCCUCGUCCUGUGCCUCGUCCGGCGGGUCCGCUAGCGUAGCCGCGCUUGAGGAUGGAUUUCUUCGUGAAAAUAAGGAAACUCGAUCAAAUUCUUGUGCAGAUGAACUACCGGAAGAUCGGAUUACCGAGCGGGAUGGUCUCGACCUACUUGCCGAUGCGGCUGUAAAUGUUCACGUGGAUGAACAAGCGGAUGAUCCCGAUUACAGCGCGUCGUCGUCCUCGAAUAGCACGAGCGAGAUACAGUCACAAUCGGUUUUCACCGCAUCAUCUAAGAGCGGCCAAGAGUCAACAUCCAGGAAGCGAACGCGUAGACGGACAGCUGGGGGAGAAGGGAAAAAGUGCCUUGGCAGUGGAUCAUCUACUGGUAAUGCAGCGCAGGAUCAGCAGGACAGGACAACACGGAGAACCCGCACAAGAACCAGAAAAAUACGAAGUGAUGAAGGAGCUACAGUGCCGCCGGAAGAAAAAGCACAGCCAGCACAAACACGUCAAUAUGUUGAAACGACAUCAGAAGUAGAAGAUCCGCGAAAGCAGCAGGCAGCGACGGCGCUAGCAGAUGAUGCAAACAAUGAAGUCGAGGGCUAUCGACGUUCUUCACAUCACGACGGGCCCGCAGCUCUGUAUGUUGAUCAGGAUGACAAGGACGAGGGACAACUUCCACACGACGUUGGAGGUGGUGACGAGCAAAUCUCGAUGAACAGUGCGGUUGAUCUGGCAGCACUGGGGCUGCAGGACUCCAUCCUUCCAGAAGAUGAGCAGGAUGAAGUCAUGAGCGCGUUCAUGAGCAAUCUGUCCGUCGCAGGAUUUUCCUCGCCGCAUGAGAAGAAAAUGAGAGGAAAUAAGUGGAACACGAACAACUACUACACUUACACGCCAGCAUCCGUGGCUAGUACGAGCAGACCAGAAAACACCGCACGAACAACGCGAGAUCAGCAGCGUCCUGGUAUUUCACCAAGGCCAGCAGGCAUACUACGUGAACCUGGACCUCCUCGGCCACAAGAAUUUCGUUUCAGUUUGAAGCCGAGCAAAACUGCAGCAGAAGAGGACACCGAGGGCACUAGCAGAACAGCAGAAGCACGAAAUAAAGUAGAACUACAAGAGGGACAAGGAGAGACGCAGGACGUCGACGUUGUCGGCGGCGCUGCGGCAGCACGACCAAACGGAAUAACAAUAAACGAUAAGAUCAACAUGAGCGAUUGGCCAACGGAUCAAAGGCAGCAAGAAGGAGAUCCAGGCGAUUUUGAAACUGCUGACGCGUGGCCGCCUGCGAUUUCACCUUAUCUGCCGAAACCCAAGCCGCAAAUCUCAACGCGGAACGCGCUCGGAUCGCUGAAGGACAUGAUGAGAGUUGAUCUUUCAACUAUCGUAAAGGAACCUACUACCGCUACCGAUAUAUUCAAAUUUUUGAGGGUCGAAAAAAACAGCUCUUCAGGAUCCAAAAAAAAAGCUUCUUAGGGUUGCUGGAAUCCCGACGUCAGGCUGCGGAUCCGACCCUGCCGAAAGCCUGAAGACCGCACUGCUUCAGCAUCGUUUCGUCGUGGAUAGCUAGUAAGAGCACACGACUUCAUCAUCAUCUUCGUGAGUUGUAAUUUGAUGUAGUGCAAGAAGAAGAACUGCAAGUGCUGGCAUAUUAUAGCUAAAGGGUUUACUAGGGUUUAGGGUGUAAAGUCUUCAUUUGUGAACUAGCUAACUUCCCAAAAAAGAAGCGUAAAAAAGGUCGAACGACGGAAGCCAAUCCGCCCGGGACUGUCGCUCUGGCCCCACCUGGGGCCAGAGCGACAGUCCCGGGCGGAUUGGCUUCCAACUUUCGACCUUGUUUUAGCUUAUUUCCUACGGAGUUAGCUAGUUCACAAAUGAAGACGUUUAGCUAUAAUGUGCCAGCACUUGCAGUUGUACUACAUCAAAUUACAAGUCACGAUGAGCAUGAUGAUGAAGUCGUGUGUUCUAUCUUACUACUUAGCUAUCCACGACGAUGAUGAAGCAGCGCGGUCUUCAGGCUUUCCGCAGGGUCGGAUCCGCAGCCUGACGCCGGGAUUCCGGCAACCUUGAGAAGCUUUUUUUUUCGAUCCUGAACAGCUGUUUUUUUCGAUCCUGAACAGCUGUUUUUUUCGACCCUCAAAAAUUUGAAUAUUCCGGUAGCGGUAGUAGGUUCCCUUUCGAUAUCAACAUCGAAAAUGCGGAUCAACAUGAACAAUCGCGAUGCAGAAGAUGAAGGGCAAGCCACUAGUAGGCAAGAACCCGAUCAUCUCCGAACCGCUGAGGACGCGCACCAGCACCAGCACUUGAUUCUUGAAGUUCCGAAUGGUCAACCCGACACAGGAGCAGAGACGCGAGUUGAAGCUGAAGUUGCUGCGCAAGAAAGUACCAGUUGUACAAGAAAGGACGCCGGAGGAGCUUCACCUGUACAACCUGCGCCUCCACCACCACCUCCAUCUCCAUCUGUGAUGAUGUUUUACAAACAGCAAACCGACAUCAGGAUGACCGGACAGCCUGCUGAGAAGGAUUGCGAUUGGUUCGGUCAGGUCGGUGUUCACGGCCAGUUCGUGUCACCGCAAAAACAAAAAGGUCCUCUGUACCAGGACGAGGACUUAAACAACCAGAAGAACAAGUUGGUAGCGUCUUGGACUUCUUCCCAGGCUGAUCAUUCUGCAGCAACUCCGGCACCAUCAGCUUCAUCGGCACCACAUACAGCUUCCGCUACGAACACGACGAGCCAGCUCAUUGACAACAUCUUCAAGAAAACUGCGACUGUUGCUGCAGCAGCAACUAAACAAGUACACCAGAUGAAAGAGAUGCCCUUGCCCACCACAUCGAAAGAAAAGACGAACAAGGCUGCUGUUGAGAGGCUGAAAGAGAAAUUUCCGGAUACCCACGUCGAGUUCUACGUCAACGUGGAUCCGAAACCGGGUGUGGGCGGCGGGAGAAGGAGCAAGCAGGAGGACAGUUAUCGGGAUCAACGUGAUCUUUUUCCAGGAACACCGCCGCCCGCUGUAACGCCGCGGCUGAUGACAGUGUCGAGAGUUCAAGACAGUGUCAGUUAUGGCGGGAGCAAAGUGAUAUUUUUGAAAACAAUAAAAUUUUCGUCGAUGGGUCUUGAGGUACUUGCGCUUACCAUAUUGAAAAGCAACGCAGGAAGAAAGCCACAAAAAUAUGCAGGGCAACUAGCUAGCGAGAAGAGGCGCGACGGAGCGGCAUCAAUUCGGGGGAAGGACGGCCCGGCCGGUCAAUGUCGUGCGUUAGAAUGAUGCGCGGGCGGGUGGUUGGGGGGCGCCGUGAUUUGCCUGCCUCGAAGACUAGCGCGGCAGCCGACCUGCUUGGCCUGGCAGAGAUUGCGUGCCGGGUUCAGUCCCUGCGCAACAAUAAGGGGCCGCCGCUUUGCAAUUGCCAUGCAAAUAAGGGACAUGGGGCGGUGGCGCAGGGACGCGCUUUGCACCGGGUGGGCCAGUCCGCAGGCCACAGCGGCCCAAUGAGGUGCGCGUAAGCUGCGGCCGUUCCCUUGCUGGAGGACCUCAGCCGCAAAUGGGCGGGCUGCAACAAUGUCGGCGCCGAGACUCCUUCCCACCGCCGCUAGUGGCUAGGGUCUGCAGAGGGCACCGCCGCCGGCGUUUUUCCUGGUGCCCAGUCUUCCCAACAAAAGCCUGAAGCCAUAGCGACCCCCGCCCGGGUAGCACAUUGGCGGGCUCUGUUCUGCCGCCACACAAAGCGGCCACUUCAAAACCCACGACGCGCUGCCCGGCCCCGCCCCCGAGGGGUUGGCGCGCAUGGCUUUGGGGCCUUCUCCGUCGCGGUCCAGAAACCCCAACGAAAGCCCCCCCGCCUGCAGCGUCGGCAGCGCUUCUCAACCCUGUGCCACUUCCUCCUCUGUUCGCCGUUCUCUCCCUGCUCUUCUCAUCUUUUGCGAGCAUUUCAAGCCGGGAGCGGGUUGGGGAGAUGUCUUGGCUACCGCGGCAACGCGAUCGCCAUGGCCCGGCUCCCGCGGGGCUCGGCCUCACCCAAGGGGCCAAGGGUUGUGAGCUGGCUUUGUGAUUUCGGGCUUCGGACUUGCAAUGCCCCUCGCGCCGUACUUGCCGCGGCCCAAUCACAGACCUUGAAACCAUAUAAAGCCCGCAGAGGGCCGACCCAAGAUCCCUAUGCAGGUUGUGCAACCUCGGGCGGGCGUCGGGCCCCAAGUCCACCCGGACCCUUUGCAAGACCUGAAAACGCGAGUGUCUGAUGGGGGAUGCCGGGCACUUCGGGUGCCCGAAGGACCCCCCCCCCGAAAUUUCCGAGAGGGGCCUCCCCGACAUCCCUCUGACCCCCCCUCAAAAAACCCGGGGACAGACUUCGCCUUCCCCCGAUGGUAUGGCCGCUUCGGGACCCCCCCCUUAUUUUUCGCCGGGACCCCCCUUCAGGACCCCCCCGAAGAGGCCCGCCAGGAAGGUCCGGGGCCCCGGCCUUUUGCAAAUAACCUGGCCCGACGAGAUGCCCAUCUUGGCGAAGCCCCCCCCCGUGGGCGCGCGGGCGGCCUGUAUUCUUGUGUCCCGGCCGCCUUCGCGCAAACCAGAAGAAAAAAAGCGGGCGCCCGGGCCCCCGCAAGCUGACCCCGCGUGGGCCCCCACAACCGGGGCCGCCCCGUGCCCCAAAUCGCACACCACCUGCUCGCCGUUGUCCGCCAGUUGUUGCGACGGCUUGAUCGCCUUCGGCGCCCCCCCUGAUUUUCACAACUGCCUUCGCCCCCCCUCGCCACUUCCGGGGGCCUGUCGCGAUGGUUGCUGGGGCCGACACAGGGUCGGGCAUGUUGCUCGACAGCCAACGGCCAGGUGGCGCGGGGUGCGCCUGCCACCCAUACGAAACAACCCCAGGCGUUGCCUGUUCCCUGACUAUCCUAAUCGCGGGGGAGGUUGACGGCGAAACGGCCCCCCGGGCGGCUCGGUUUGUUGGCACUCUUUUGGGGCCCGGUGUUCAGUAGCCCCGUUUUCGAAUUUUAAGAGCUUGGCCCAGAUCCGGGGCGCGCUCUUCCUGUUUGCGAAAGGUGCAGACCUGUGGAGCGGUCCGUGGACCGCGCAAAAUUUCUGCUAUGCAUGAGGAGCAAGCGCGCUCCGCUUUAAGCCACGCUGCGGGCGGAUACGCCAUGCAGGAUAGGCACUGCAAAGCCUUUGCGAACCCUGCCGCGUCAGGCCCUGCCUGCCAGACUCCCCCGGCCGUGCAGAGCCUGCAUGGCAAACCUCUGACCUACCUGGUUCUAGGUGCUACGGGGGAUGGGGCUAAGUGCCACCUGGUCAUCGCCUGUCGUCGGGCUUCUGCGAUUCCCGUAACACAACAGAAGACCGAGCCAUCAGCGCCUAUCUUUCUCCUCAUAUUCAUAGCACCUCGACGGGCACAUUGAGGCGAGGGCCACUGCGUCCCAGAUGUGAUACUGCGGAGUAGGUCAGGGCCUCGCGUUAGUGUGCAACUCUGGGCACACCCGUGGGCCAGGAACUCGCCCAAAACCAUGCGCUGCCCCGGGCCCGGGCCAUCCUGGGCUAGCUACUUAAGCAUGGCGAUUAGCUACGCAAAUCAUGCAAGCGCGGCCAUGCGUUCCCGCUAUCGCAUGCAUUUUUACCCAUCGGGCAAAAUUUUAUUGUUUUCAAAAAUAUCACUUUGCUCCCGCCAUAUCAGUGAGGUAUCUAAGGGACGGCCUGUGUUGGUGUCGUCCUCGGACCUCCGACCGCCACUUGAUGAAGAAGAUCAAGUGCGGGACAACUUCAAAAUGAAUCCGGCCAGUAAAGACAACUCCUACACAUUCGGAGAACAGCAAGACAACGACAAGCAUUCGAAUGGAACGAGUAGAAGUUCUUCAUCAAAUAACUACAAAGCGAGCGACGCUCUUUCCGGGGAUUCGAAUGUGAUGGAUUUGCACGAUAACUCAGACGUAGAACAAGUCGAGGUAGUACUAGAUGAGCAGCAUGAAAUGGUGGAACAAAGUGCGCAGAUCUGCAAUGAUUCGUCGAAUUUUGACUUCGGCCAGACAUCCGACGACGAUUUUGUGCCCCCGAUGGGCUCUAGCGUAGUGAAAGAAAAGGUGGAUAGCAUCAAGUCGAGACUUUUGACGGCGAAAAAGCAAAAGGGUCUUGGAAUAAGCAAGACAGAUCAGAGAAUGAGAAAGCUGGAUUUCGAAGAUGAAGAGGUAACCGACAAAGCCGACAAUCGAACGGAUCUUCCAGUAGAAGUCGCGCCACAGCUGCAAGUUGGACUUCUUGAAUUAGAGAGCGAACAAGGAUUUUUACCACCUGGAGGCGACAACAAAAGGCCGGCGCGCAACAGAACAAUAACGAACGUGGUAAAGAGCAGUACCGCAUUGUGGGAACAGGAGCAUGCCGUGCAAAUCGACGAGAAGAUUUUACGGUCGUUCGGGCUGAUGUCUACUUCCAGUGCUUCGUUAGUUGUAAAACAACCUGCUUCACCACCUUCAGCGCCGUCGCACCAAAUUGGAGCUCGCGGUAGUACACGGGACGACGACCGGAGAGGACAACACCUCCGUCGAGGCAAACAAGACCAGCAUCCCAAUUUUGACAGAAGUCAGUCGGUAACGACCGUGGAGCACGAGGAGCGGCAGGACCACCACCUUGAGCAAGAUCGUUCCGCGCAGAACAUUUUUUUGCCGAAGGAUGUUGAUGAACCAGAACCCUUCUUCCCGACUUCUACACAGCUUCAUCUGUCGGAACAAUUAGAAGAUCAAAGUCACAGAUGGCUGAAUGAUCCGUCGUGGUCGAAGAAUUCUGUGAUGCUGGAUAAUUUCAAGACAUCUUCCGGAUCAUCGUCAUCAGCACAACUCAUCAGCAGCAUCAAGCGCAUAAACGAGGAAAGGAGCCGGGCCCUGCAGUUGUGGGAGGAGCAGGUCUAGUGAAAUGAUGAACAUGUGCGGUUGAAAAAAUGCUGCCGGUCUCGCUGCUUGAAGAAUGCUACCACUGACUUGUCGAGCUUCUGUUUCAGUUUCAGCACCACAAGAACGACGACCUUGUUAUCGUGUGAAAAACAAAAAUUUCGUUUCUUUUUCUUUAAUGAACGCGACGAGCAUACGAAAACGAAAAAAAAAUGUCCACGAACUCAAACGUACCUAGUACAGAUAGAGGCUAGAGCUCUUCGUUCUAUUUGCUUGCGCGACAGCUUCUCGCAGUGGAGUUGCUUGUAUUUUCUGCCAAAAAAAAAAUACCUAGCGAGCAGUGUCGACGAGCUCGGUUCUGAGUGCACAUAACGUGCUCCUCAUCCAGCAGUCGUGCAAGAACAGGCGUUGAGCAAGUUCCUGACUCGUUACGAGAAGACGAAUAAACGGGAGCAACAAUGAAUAUUUUUACAAGGAUCAUGUCGCGCUUUCACCAAAAAGAAAACACGACUCGUGCUCGUCUUCUUCGGAGCAUAGAGUUACACAGCAGCCAGCGUCUUGCUUUC